This is a messenger RNA of Colius striatus (speckled mousebird), 2457 nucleotides long. RefSeq names its product developmentally regulated GTP binding protein 2 (gene DRG2). Gene Ontology annotation, molecular function: GTP binding; GTPase activity. Gene Ontology annotation, cellular component: cytoplasm. The coding region runs from base 55 to 1149 and encodes 364 amino acids. The transcript is spliced from 13 exons. NCBI's taxonomy places the organism in Eukaryota, Metazoa, Chordata, Aves, Coliiformes, Coliidae. Gene Ontology annotation, biological process: cytoplasmic translation. The record is from RefSeq and is a predicted model, not a curated record.
ACGGACGCGGCGGCCGAGGCAGUUCCGGCGCGCGGCGCUCGGGCCGGCCCCGCCAUGGGCAUCCUGGAGAAGAUCUCCGAGAUCGAGAAGGAGAUCGCCCGCACGCAGAAGAACAAAGCCACCGAGUACCACCUCGGCCUGCUGAAGGCAAAGCUCGCCAAAUACCGAGCUCAGCUGCUGGAACCCUCCAAAUCCUCAGCUGCCAAGGGAGAAGGCUUCGAUGUGAUGAAAUCUGGAGAUGCCCGGGUGGCACUGAUCGGUUUCCCUUCUGUGGGUAAGUCCACCUUUUUGAGUUUAAUGACCUCAACUGCCAGUGAAGCUGCCUCUUACGAAUUCACAACCCUGACAUGUAUCCCAGGAGUCAUAGAGUACAAAGGAGCCAAUAUCCAGCUGCUGGAUCUGCCUGGAAUCAUCGAAGGAGCAGCACAAGGGAAGGGCAGAGGUCGGCAGGUGAUAGCGGUGGCCAGGACAGCCGAUGUCGUUAUUAUGAUGCUGGAUGCCACGAAGGGGGAAGUUCAGAGGGCCUUGCUGGAGAAGGAGCUGGAGUCGGUCGGGAUCCGUCUGAACAAAAGCAAACCAAAUAUCUACUUCAAGCCGAAGAAGGGUGGAGGCAUCUCCUUCAACUCGACUGUCACGUUGACUCAGUGCUCCGAGAAGCUGGUGCAGCUCAUCCUCCAUGAGUACAAAAUCUUCAAUGCUGAGGUCCUCUUCAGAGAGGACUGUUCCCCUGACGAGUUCAUUGACGUGAUUGUAGGCAACAGGGUCUACAUGCCGUGUCUCUACGUCUAUAACAAGAUUGACCAGAUAUCUAUGGAAGAAGUGGAUCGCCUCGCUCGGAGACCCCACAGUGUUGUUAUCAGCUGUGGCAUGAAACUGAACCUGGACUACUUGCUGGAGAAGCUCUGGGAGUACCUGGCACUUACCUGUAUCUACACUAAGAAAAGAGGACAGAGACCAGACUUUACAGAUGCCAUUAUUCUACGGAAAGGGGCCUCUGUGGAGCACGUGUGCCAUCGGAUUCACAGGUCCUUAGCCAGCCAGUUCAAAUAUGCCUUGGUGUGGGGGACAAGCACAAAAUACAGCCCUCAAAGAGUGGGCUUAACCCAUAUGAUGGAGCAUGAAGAUGUCAUUCAGAUUGUGAAGAAGUAACCCUCUUUGCUGGUGCCUGGCCUUGUCUUUAAUCACUAGAAUUGGAACUGACCACAAAAAAAGCAAAAGAAAAUUGAAAAAAAAAAAAAAAGAGGAAAAAAAAAAAAGGAAAGGAAAAAGGGGAGAUGUGUUCCAUGGCCAAGAAAGCAGGAAAGCUUCCGUGAAGCUCCUUCUCUUGGAGACAGGCAGAAAAUGCGGCUGCUCUACUUGCAGGUGGGGAUGGGGAAGAUGGGUUUCCACCUUGUAGCGUUUCAGGCAAAGUAAUGUUUCUUAAAAAAGGAGCCAAUUCUUCUAGGACACAGUUCCCACAGCUGGCAAUGUCCUGCCCCUGGCACGGGGAUCCGUGUGUUAACCCGCCCAUGCGUCAGCAGUGGGAAGUUCCAGGUUUGUGUGAACAAACCUGGGAAGCCCAGGCUGAGAGAACAUUGCUGAUGCUUUGCUGUUUAUCCAGUCACUUAAUUUAAGCAUUGAUCUGAAACAGAAACAAAGUUCUCUCUCUCCUGCUCGUGGGACACAUUGUCUCUGCCACUUUCACCCUUGGAGGCUUCACUCUCUGCACCCGAGACAACCCCCAGUGAAUUUGUAAGGGUCUCACCUCAAUUAACUUUAAAACCCUGCGCUCUGUACCUCUCCUCAGCUCUGCAGUGGGGUUUGUGGGGCACCCUGGUCCUGCUGGUACUGAGAGAGAUGAGAAGUGACCCCUUUUCUGUGAGGGAUCAGCCUGUCCCAGCCUCGGCAGGGUCCGGUCGCAGAGCCGUAGGCUGCAGCGAGGGCUCGCUCCCUGCGGAUCGCUUGACGAGGAGCUGUCUGGGGAGCUUCUUCCUUUGCUUCUCCUGCCCCUUAGUCCCCAAGAAUAUUUCUGGGGAUCUCCUUUAUUCUCAGUCAUGCCCCUAAAUUCCAGUAGCAUCUCUUGGAGCUCCAAGCACCACCCUAUGCCAUGGGUUUUACCCCAGCCCUGUUAAACAUUGUUGCUUGUCUGGGUAUUCCUCAUUAGAAAGCUGGGAUUUUUCUAUUCAUGCUUUUUCAUUGAACACUGAUGCUAAGCAAUUCAGAGUGCCUGAUAGAGAACAGCUCUUUCCUUCUGGGAUCCAGAGCUGCCAAUAGCUUUUAUUUUCUUUCAUUAGGAGAAAAAAUAAAGGGUUCGGUCUGAUGUGGACUCUUAACUGUGAGGAUGGGUCUGAUCUCAAACUUGUCUGAGCAGGGCUCCUUCCCUGUCCUUUGUGCUCCUCCCCACCCCUCACACACUGAUCGAGCAGAAAUGAAAGGAUUAUUUUAUUUGAGAAAAUAAAAGUUGCUAUUUCAUGUGGA